GCCAAAGUUUCGUCGGAUGACUCUUUUGACAGAACAACAAAGAAGGUUGGAAGGGGUAUCUCUAUCGACUCAAUGGCUGCACGACGCACUCUCCGCAUUGGCCUCAUCCCCGGCGAUGGCAUCGGCCGCGAAGUCAUCCCCGCCGGUCGCCGCGUUCUCGAAGCACUCCCAUCUUCCCUCGGCCUAAAAUUCUCCUUCACCCACCACGAAGCCGGCUUCGAAACCUUCCAAAAGCGCGGCGCCGCCCUGCCUGACUCCACCGUCGAAGAACUGAAGUCUUCCUGCGAUGGUGCGCUCUUCGGUGCUGUCUCUUCGCCGACUACAAAGGUUGAGGGGUAUUCCAGUCCCAUUGUUGCUCUCAGGAAGAGGCUGGCAUUGUAUGCGAAUGUACGGCCUGUAAAGAGCAUCCGGACGGCGAAGAGUGGCGUUGAUUUGGUCAUUGUGCGGGAAAACACCGAGGAUCUUUACGUCAAGGAGGAGAAGAGCUACAACGCGCCUGAUGGAAGCAGGAUCGCGGAAGCCAUCAAACGUAUCUCCGAGACCGCAUCCGCGAACAUUGCAGCAAUGGCCGGUGAUAUCGCGCUGCGACGUCAACGCGUCCGUGACGCCGGAGCGUCGUCGAUCCACAAAUCUCCGCUGGUCACCAUCACACACAAGAGCAACGUGCUGUCUCAAACCGACGGGCUCUUCCGCGAAACCGCCCGCAAGAUCCUCGCGCAGCAGAAAUACUCUCCCGCCGUGUCAAUCGAAGAGCAAAUCGUGGAUUCGAUGGUGUACAAGCUCUUCCGCCAACCGUCCGAUUACGACGUCAUUGUCGCGCCCAACCUCUACGGUGACAUUCUGUCCGACGGCGCUGCCGCACUUGUCGGAUCCCUCGGUCUUGUUCCCUCUGCGAACGUAGGUAAAGAAUUCGUGAUCGGUGAGCCGUGCCAUGGAAGUGCGCCGGACAUCGAGGGAAUGGGGAUCGCGAACCCGAUUGCGACAAUCAGGAGCACCGCUUUGAUGUUGGAGUUCCAGGGCGAGGAGGAGGCUGCGGCGAAGAUUUAUGAGGCCGUUGAUGCGAAUUUGGAGGAGGGGAAGCUGUUGACGCCUGAUAUGGGCGGCAAGGCUAAGACUGAGGAGGUUAUUGAGGAUGUGUGCAGACGGUUGUAA
Messenger RNA from Periconia digitata, 1152 nucleotides. NCBI's taxonomy places the organism in Eukaryota, Fungi, Ascomycota, Dothideomycetes, Pleosporales, Periconiaceae. The record is from the annotation of a GenBank genome assembly.